CGACUACAAGCGCUGCCACCUGAGGAGCCCGGUAGCCAAGGCAGCGGCCGGCUCAACCAAGACCUCGCGAGGCCUAGCAGGCAUCGCGAGAACUGACUUCUCGUUCCCUACAGCGGGCGUUCUUUCCGGGGUCUAUGGGAGGGCUGUGGCGUACGGGAUGCAGGGGUGUUGUUUUUUGUGGCUGGCGUUGGAGCCACCCUGGGUCGCCGGCCAGGGCGGCGGAGAGAGUAGAGGCGUUUCUUAGGCCAGGGUGGAAUGGGACAGGAGAUGCCGAGUGGGGACUGAGGCGGCUAGGGACGUGGAGGCGCACGGAUCCUCGAGCUCGGGACCGGGCCGUGCAGCCGCUGUGGCGGCCGAAGAGCACGAACCCUUUCACUCGCGCGCAGGAGGAGGACUGGCGGCGGCGGAACAAGACGGUCCUCACGUAUGUGGCCGCGGCCGCCGUGGGCAUGCUGGGGGCUUCCUAUGCCGCCGUGCCCCUUUAUCGCCUUUAUUGCCAGACUACCGGACUUGGAGGAUCAGCAGUUGCAGGUCAUGCAUCAGAUCAGAUUGAAAACAUGGUGCCUGUUAAGGAUCGAAUAAUUAAAGUUACCUUUAAUGCAGAUGUGCAUGCAAGUCUUCAGUGGAACUUUAGACCUCAGCAAACAGAAAUAUAUGUGGUGCCAGGAGAGACUGCACUGGCGUUUUAUAAAGCUAAGAAUCCUACUGACAAACCAGUAAUUGGAAUUUCUACAUACAACGUUGUUCCAUUUGAAGCUGGGCAGUAUUUCAAUAAAAUACAGUGCUUCUGUUUUGAAGAACAAAGGCUUAAUCCUCAAGAGGAAGUAGAUAUGCCAGUGUUUUUCUACAUUGAUCCUGAAUUUGCUGAAGAUCCAAAAAUGGUGAAUGUCGAUCUCAUCACCCUUUCUUAUACUUUUUUUGAAGCAAAAGAAGGAUACAAGUUGCCAGUUCCAGGCUAUAACUGAUGUCAGCAACUAAGUCCUGCUUCAAAUUUAUGAUUUUUGAAAAAUCAUGUAUCCUGCCUUCUUAGAGGAGAAAUAUUCUACAAUAAUGUGAACCCUAUUUUAAAUGGUUCUACCUGUUUUUUUCCUUUGAUUUACCCCACUUAAAAGCUGAACCUGUUCUUAGUUUUUCUCAUAUAUUCUAAAUAGGCAUAUGGGUUUCUUCUGAUGAUUCAACCAAAUUAGACCUUCAUAUUUGUAGCAGUGAAUCUGAGAAUUAAAAAAAAAAAAUUUAUGCCCAGGGUUAUCUGUUUCAGGUCAUAAGCCAGAACUUAUGAUCAUAUUUAUUAUUAUGUCUAAAUUAGUUGGUUGCUAUUUUCUUUCAGCAUGAACAGUCACUAUUUUAAAAGCUCAGAGUAGGAGUCACUAAACCCUAACAGCUUGCUCAAAGAUUUACAUUCUUAUUUAAAAUUUGACUUUAUUUUUCCUUUAAGAACUAGAGCUAUUUUAUAUUCAGAGUUAAUUGUGGUAUCAUGAAAUUGAAAUAAAAUACAUAAGCAGCUACUAAGCUGCUAGCAUUUACUGUCAUAGUUCCAAGUCCCUGGAUGUCAAAAUGUAAUGGUGGGAUUGUGAAGAUUUCUUCUGGGAACAAACUGUGUAAAAAAGACGUAUUAAAUUAUUUUAAUAGUAAUUUAUUUGUCGUAAUUUAUGUAAACGAAUGUUUUCCAGUAGUCUUUUUACAAAUAGAAAUGUUAAGUUAGAGUAAAAAGAAAAAAAAGGAACACUUAGCAUUACAAAGAAUGAUAUUUAAAGGCCACCCCACACAGUCUAGUGACCUGUUCAGGACACCUGAAAUAUAAUUAAACUACAGUCAUCGAGGGUUUAACAAUAAUUCUAAGUCAUUAUUUAUAAAGAAGUGCAAAUUGACUUUUACAUUCAACUUUAGUUAAAUGAAGGCACUCAACGUUCUUCCUGAGGGAUACAUUAAGUUUCUCACAUUUCAUGCUAAUAUCUACUCAAUUAUUUUGUAGUAAAAUAAUCUUCAUCUACUGUUACCACAGCUGUAUAAUGAUGUCUAAAUGUAGAAAGACCAGCGAGACAUAAGAUACUGCAAUUAAACUGGUUGGCCUAAGUACUAAGUAAUUUUUCUUCUGCUGAAAUUUUAAGUGAAUAUUUGUUACAAACAAAUUCUAUUGAAAAAAUCUUGAGCUGUUGAAACCAUAAAUGUUACCCUGGAACUGUUACUUUUCCAUUUAAUCUUCCCAAUAGCAGAGGAGAAAUGUUUCACCGUGGCUUUUAACAUGUUAGUAGGUCUUCUGGGCCUCAAAGCUGGACAGGGUCUACCCUUUAGAGAGUUGGCACCCAUGAUGUGGCUAGUGAGCUGUUCAUCCACUUUCACCUAAAAUAAAGAGAAGAAAAUGGC
Molecule: messenger RNA, 2364 nt
Organism: Lemur catta (Ring-tailed lemur)
Lineage: Eukaryota; Metazoa; Chordata; Mammalia; Primates; Lemuridae
Product: cytochrome c oxidase assembly protein COX11, mitochondrial
Exons: 4
Coding region: 135-965 (276 amino acids)
Cellular component (GO): mitochondrial inner membrane
Molecular function (GO): copper ion binding
Source: RefSeq, a predicted model, not a curated record